AUGUCUCCACCUAACCGAAGGAAGUGGCAUAUACUCCCCGGGCGCAGGGGAGCCAGUGGUGCCUUCGCCGCGGGGGCGCAAGUGGAUGCUUUUUUUGGCGUGGAGAAGAACCCUGACUGGAAAUGUGAUUUCCAAAACCUGAGAGACCAGGAAAGACUUGAAAUACCGGAUUAUUUGUGUGAUAUCAUGGAUGAACUGGACGUUCUGAAUACGUUCGGGUAUCCGAAACAAUAUACACUGGGGCUUUUCCUAUAUGCUCGAGUGCGGGUAUUGAUGAUAUUAAGAAUUUCCCUGCUAGACGAACGUAACGCGCUGGGUAAUAAAUGGCCGGAUUCUCUGAUUGUCCACCGCAACCACCGAGUCCAAUAUCAGGCCCACUACGCAUGGGGCAAGCCUCCACUUAUUGUGAAGGAUGUGUUUGACUAUACUCUGAGCUAUCCAUCCGAUAACCCACUGAUUGGAAUUGUGAUGAUAGUGGCUAUCACGGCGCAUGGGAAUGAGAAGGAGGAUUACCAGGCUGAAACUUGCUGCAAGGCACUUAUGACUGCGGUACACAGGGCUAAGAAAGAGGCCAAUAUGCCGAGUAAAACGGUAUACGCCAUUAUUACUAAUAGCGAAUGGUUUAACUUCUUCCAGUAUUCGAGAAUUAGUGCAUCAUGCUGUUCAUUACGCAGUGAUAGAAGUGAGGUUUAUUCCCACACGCGCCGUAUUAUUCGCUUGGCGACUGAAGAAGCCACAAGGGAUGGGACAAGAGCCCAUGAUAUCAGUGCUUAUCAUGGGGCAGUCGCGUUAAACGAGGAUUGUGGACUACAUCAACGCAGGAAGGCAGACGGGAAAGUAAACUGUAUUGUGUACGGGAUAGCCAGCGACGGGUUCGAAUUUAUUUUUAUCAGAAUCAGUAACGCUGGGACAGUAACAAGCUUUAGUACACAGUGGGAGAAGGAAGCCGAUGAGGUCUACUCGUGGAUCUGCGCAGUCCUUCAAACCACAGUUAACCUAUCCCCCACCACAAGCCGCCUAUCAAUGGCGGAAAGACUAUCUUCGAAUGAUAGUCGCUGCGACUUUGUUCUCCGGGCGGGUAGUGAGGGUGGAAAUAUGGAUGUUGAUGAGUGA
This is a messenger RNA of Aspergillus ochraceoroseus IBT 24754, 1113 nucleotides long. RefSeq lists its product as uncharacterized. Lineage: Eukaryota; Fungi; Ascomycota; Eurotiomycetes; Eurotiales; Aspergillaceae. The transcript has 5 exons. The coding region runs from base 1 to 1113 and encodes 370 amino acids. The record is from RefSeq and is a predicted model, not a curated record.